AUGCGAAGGCACAUGACAUCACACGCUGUGUUUGUUGGUGUUUGGUGGCCUGUCGUAGCGAUAACUGCCACUUCCUUCUUUCCCCCAACCUCGGGAUGCAACUUGACAUCAACUUUAUCGCCAACUCAACUCUCCAGAGGUCAUAACAUAUCCAAAAUCAUGGAUCCUCGCCCCUAUCAUGUUCUGAGCUACGGCACCCUUUUAGGGACACAGUUCUACCAGUCUUUUGUCGGAGGCUUCGUUGCUUUCCGCGCCCUUCCGCGGCCACAGUUCGCUAGUCUGCAGACCGCCAUCUUCCCCAUCUACUUCUCACUGCAAACUGCGCUGCCUGUAGUGGUCGCCUUGACUGCUUCCCACGGCGGACAGGUAUUGGGUCUGUCUGGUCUCGCUGCACCUGAGAACCGCCUUAACACCCUUUUGCCUCUGGCAACUGUGACAGUGACUGGGUUGGUGAACAUGUUCGUGUUGCGUCCCAUCACCACCAAUGUGAUGCGCGAGCGCAAGCAUCAAGAAUCCCGUGAUGGAAAGAGGAGCUACGACCCGGCGCCUCACUCCAAGGAGAUGCUGGCCCUGAACAAGAAGUUCGGCCGGGUGCAUGGCAUCUCAAGCUUGGUCAACUUGGUCAGCCUGGUUGCUACGAUCUGGUACGGUGUCGUGCUAAGCAAGAGACUUGAGUAAUUUGACAACAGCAAUCAAUGGCGAUACUCAAUAGGAAGUUCGAUGCAUAUAGCCCUUGUGCACAUUCCGUUCAUUUUCCCCCUCUUGUCUACUGUAUAAAUGAAAAUACAUGAUCCGUUUGACACUUUAA
Penicillium samsonianum is the source of this 808-nucleotide messenger RNA. RefSeq names its product DUF4149 domain-containing protein. The transcript has 5 exons. The coding region runs from base 1 to 678 and encodes 225 amino acids. NCBI's taxonomy places the organism in Eukaryota, Fungi, Ascomycota, Eurotiomycetes, Eurotiales, Aspergillaceae. The record is from RefSeq and is a predicted model, not a curated record.